Messenger RNA from Felis catus (domestic cat), 1701 nucleotides. RefSeq names its product NHL repeat containing 4 (gene NHLRC4). Lineage: Eukaryota; Metazoa; Chordata; Mammalia; Carnivora; Felidae. Gene Ontology annotation, molecular function: protein binding. The record is from RefSeq and is a predicted model, not a curated record. The transcript has 2 exons. The coding region runs from base 449 to 1132 and encodes 227 amino acids.
GAGUGGCGGCUCCACAGAGCUUUCUUGGGCCACUGCUCAAACAUGUUCUUGGCCAGAGUCCCACCUGCCCCUCCCACCUGCCCAUGCCAGCUCAUCAAGGCGGCCCCUCCCUCAGACUCCAGUUUCUAACAACAGAGGCUGUUGCUGCCGGAGCAGGGCCCAGGGCGACUAGCCCCAGCCCCACGCGCGGCCCAGCUGCAGGAACUCAGCUCAGAGGGGCCGAACUGUGAUCUCUGCCCACCACCUCUCUGUCCUCUGGCCUCCUGGGCCUCCCCGCCCAGCUGCUCCCAAGCUGGACCCACCUGGAGACCCCACUCGCUCCCGGCAGCCCCGGCUGCUGGGACAGAUCCCAGUGCCGGCAGGGGCUGUGGGAGGACCCCGGGGUCUGCACUGCUCCCCGGAUGGCCUGCUCUUCCUGACGGCCGGGGCUGCACCCUGCGUCCACGUGAUGGACCUCGAGGGACGCUCCAUCUGCCACCUGCCCUGCCAUCUGCCGGGGACUGGGGCCUUCGUGCCGGAGGACGUUGCUGUGACGGCUUCUGGGCUUGUGGUGGUCAGCGACCUCGUCCGUGGGGCUGUCCACGCACUUCAGCAUGCCGCCCGAGCCCCCCUGGGCCGCUGGGUCACGGUGGGCACCCACCUGGCCCCCCGGGGACUGGCUGUGGAUGCCGCUGGCCGCCUUCUGGUGACAGACUAUGUGCUUGGGGCUGUCCACAGCUUCACACUGGGCCCUGCCUUGCAGCCACUGGCCCCAGCCUCCAUGCUGGGUCUGGAGGGCCCGUGCUGGGUGGGCCCAGGGCCUGACGGGGGCCUCGCCGUGAGCGAAGAGUUUGGGGAUGUGUGGCUGUUCGGCAGUGCCUGCCAGCCCCUGGGCUCCCUGGGGGUUCGGAAAGGGCAUGCUUUUGGGAACCCAGCAGGCGUGUGCACCGAUGUGGAGGGCAGUGUCAUUGUGGCAGAUGAGCAAGGGCGCCGCGUGACCCUCUUUCCUCGGGCCAGGGAGCCCGUCUGCCUGGUGUCUGAGGGGCUGGGGCGGCCCCUGGGUGUGGCCUGUGCCCCUCAGGGCCAGCUCGUGGUGGCAGACGCAGGGGACAGCUACAUCAAGGUGUACCAGUACCACUCGGAGCCAGCCUGACCCAUGGACUCAGAUGGGAGCAGCACCUCCUGCAUGUUGGCCCAGCCCCCAGGGCCCUGGGCCACUACGGGAGGGACAUUCAGGGUUGGUGGGGUCCUCCAGGGCUGCCGGCCGUGCCUUUCUGACCUGAUAUAUUGGCUGACAGUUGCUAAGCACCUGUUGUGCCAGGCUCUGGGCUGGCCCCGUCCUCCUCUUGGAGAGGAUUCAGACUUGCCACAAACCAACCACCUCUCGGCCUCCCCUACCAGGUGCACAGCCUCCAAGUUUGGGUCCUCUCCACACCCCAGUUUAGUGGGCCCCCCAACUCACUGCCCCCAUGGCCACUCAGGCCCUGGUCCUGCAGGCUCAGGGCCCUGGAGGCCUGAGCUUUGAGGCCAACAGCUGAAGCCUGGAGAUGAUUGGUGUGUCGGGCUGGGCGCCCCAGGGUCCUAAUCAGACAGAAGCAGGCAGGGAGGGUUCUGCUGGGCUGGGCUGGGCUGGGCUGGCAGGGGUGUGGCCUCUCACUGUCCCCCGUCCUCAGAGGCACCCCAGACGCCAAGCCUCUCGCAGCUUCUCUGGGCCUAACUGAG